UCUUAUAAUAUAUUGCAAUUAAAGAUAGUUUUAAUUAGUAAUUUACACAACAGAAGAAACAAAUUCAGUCAAUUAAGAUAUUCGAUAAUGAACUAGUUAGAAUUGUUUUUAGAUUUAAAAUAUGUUUUUCUGCUUGUUUCCAAUCCCGUUAAUGAUCUUUGUUCAUUAAAUAAAAAUGCGUAUGUGCCACGGAUCGAACAAUUCUGAUUCUCGGUUGGAUGCAUCUCGAGGAAAUACUCCUCCGUUUCCUGAAUGCAGUUCUUCGAUCGCUUGUGCGCGGUAUCGUAUUAAGUACCAACACCUCGGGCAUAAUGGCGUGCAAGACAAACUCUCGUCGAUCGAUUACUCGGUACAGUAGAAAUUCUUACGCAUGUCUCGCAUGAUAACAAGCGCAGACACAGUGAUGUCGAUUGUUUGGUGAAAAGCAGAAAAGUGAAAAGAGAAGAAAUACGAAAACGCAUCUACCAGGAUCCCUGCACGUUGGGCGGAGUUUCUCAGAACAUUUUAUGGAGACGAUUCGCCUCGCUAAUUUCAGCUGCAUGUAUAUAAACGUUAGAUUUGUUGCGAUCGUGAGCAGAGAUUGUCCGUUUCUCAAAGCUUCCAAACGGUUAAAUAUCUUUGCUUUGGCAAAGCGCUUUUCUCGUACUUUUCAGUAUGCUAUUGCUUUAUUGGCGCUGUUCUCGCUGCUACAACAACCAAUCGAAUCGAAGAAGGUGAUUAUCCAUGUUCCUUAUCGAGUGAAGAACGUGAAGCACGUACACACGAUUUACAAAAUCAUUCCUCAUUAUCGCGAAGACAAGAAGGAAGAUUUGGAGGAGGACGAUAAAUAUGAAAUUUAUUAGAAAUAAUUUUAAUUAUAAGUAACAUAACAUAGUACAUAAUAUAAAAUUCAACCCAACGAAUAUAGUUAAUAGAAUUCAAAAGUAUUCAAAUAUAUAUAAUAGCUGGUAGAUCUGAAAAGAUGUUUUAGCAAUAUUUUUUUUGUAUUAACGAGUUUAUUUAAAGAACAAAUGUAUCUAUUUUCUGUAAAAU
Messenger RNA from Apis laboriosa (Himalayan honeybee), 1032 nucleotides. RefSeq lists its product as uncharacterized. The record is from RefSeq and is a predicted model, not a curated record. The transcript has 4 exons. The coding region runs from base 507 to 842 and encodes 111 amino acids. NCBI's taxonomy places the organism in Eukaryota, Metazoa, Arthropoda, Insecta, Hymenoptera, Apidae.